AUGCACCCAGCCCUCUCUACAUUUGCCGAUAAUGUCGUCAAAUACCGUGACGCCCUCUUCCUGCUCGCGCCACCUCUCUACGUCGUCCUUACGGCUGUCGCAGCCCUCUACACGCCCACGCACCAUUCACUUCUCGUGACGGCAAUCUCCUGGCUCAUUAUAUGGGUUCCCACAGUCUUCUGGGUCGGCAUAUACUCCAACAGCAGCAGGCCGCAGAGGAAGGCUGCCUGGCUGGCUGGCGCACUCUUGGCUCUUUCAGCAGUAUGCGACCGCGCCGCGUGCGACAAACAUGGCAUUUGGGCUACAAAGGCUCUGUUGCUCUUCCUUGCCAACUUCUUCGCCGACAAUGAACUACUUGCAAAGCGCCUUGCACUACCCACAUACACUGUCCCAGACGACCAUGCGCAUGCCACCGAGAAGAAACUUCCCGCCGAUGCGUCAGGUCACAUAGAUCAACCCGGGACGUUGUUGGUGCUGACCGUCUGCGCGAGCUGCGCCCUGGGCGUCUACACCAUACCCACCACGUUUAUGCUUGGACUAUGUAGCGCCAUUUUUGCGGCCGUUGGUCUUAUUACAUUCAGGUCCAUAAUCGUGGCCGCAGCACCGGAUGAAGGUGAAGACACAAAGCGCAGGGUCACGGCUGGUACUCUGGAUCUCCGCGCUUCGAUAUCAGGGGUUCAAAAGGCACAACGGCUGGCGGCGCUGAGGGAUGUCGCCGUAGCCAUUGCGGUCGUGUGCGGUAUCGCAUCCAUUCUCAUGGAAUCCUCGGUAUCUGCGAGCAGCAUUGCAUGGGAACCUGUGUACCGGGAUUAUAAGCGCGAAUGGAGAGAGGUACACAACUUCCGCAUCCUUCAGUGUUUUUUGUGGAUGCUACCUGUUACUGCAUUUCUAAACUUGCUUACUUUUAUCAUGCUCUACCUAAUAGGCGCUGGACACCUAACUCUAGUAACUGUAUUCUCGCUUCUUGGCACAAAGAUGUUCUCCUCGCCGUCCUCCUCCUUCAUGGUCUUCAUGGUCAUUUUCGAUGCAACUGCCUUGGUCUAUCUCGCAGAGAAGCGCUUCCGUGAGACGGGUGAAAUGCGACGUUUCAGGGGAUUAAGAAUUAUCACCUUCCUCGCCACAGCUGCAGCAGUUGGGGGACUACUUGUAGGACGCUAUAAUGCAUCACAAGCAAAACCAGUAAAAUCUGACGGGUUCUUUGUUCCGUCUGAUGUCGUCUCCGGCCCAUCGCUGGAUCCGAUCCCGAUAGACAUGAGUAAAGGACACCCUGCUGCCCAGUUGAUGGAUGCGGCUGAAGCAGAUUUCCAAAAACUUCUUAAUCGACAGUCAAAAUCUCUUCCUGAGGCUGUGGCUGAAUACCGCCGUAGGUACGGGAUACCGCCGCCUCCACAUUUCGAUAAAUGGUACGAAUUUGCUACACGAAACGGUGUUGUAAUGGUGGACGAAUAUGACAUGAUCAGUGAGAUGCUACUACCGUUUUGGGCUCUGAAGCCAGCAACGAUCCGGUCGCGCGUUGCGAAUGCCCUCGGUCAUGAGGACAGUUCACUACUGGCUGUUGCGAUAAGACAUGGGGCAGUAGAGAACUAUCAGAAUGGCGAGGAAUGGCAACAGCAGGCGACCGUUGGCAUGAUGAAGCAAUUCGUACAAUACCUGCCCGACAUGGACCUAGGCUUCAAUUUGCACGACGAACCACGAGUAGUGGUCCCCAAUAACCUUCUUUCUUCGAUGGUUGCCAAGGCAAGAAACGAAGUUCUUCCACGUUCUGCGAAGAAUGCUUCCCCUCGCAAUGGGUUUUCUGCUCGUCCGGCGGAUUUGAAUGAUGGUACUCGAUUCGUUGAGAGCAGUACGACUAAGUUUAAUCGCUUCGCACAUCAGCAGACCUGGACUCAUUCGAGAUUAUCGUGCCCUGCCGACUCCCAAGCCCAAACGUUUGAAGACGAUGCUGCCGACAACCGCAAGGUCUAUGCCGCCAGUGAUCUAGGCUUCAUCUACAAUAUGACCGCCUUCUCCGACAUUUGCAACUCUCCUUCGCUUUCCUCGACGUAUGGAUUUUUCGAACGACCCAACGCUUUCAAUAUCAUUCACGAGCUUACGCCUGUAUUUUCGCAGUCUAAGAUUUCCAGCUUCCAGGACAUUUUGUAUCCGAGUCCGUGGUAUUGGAUGGGCAAGGUAGGAUAUGACGAAAUGCGCGACACAACCUGGGAAAAUAAGACGAAUAGUCUUUACUGGCGCGGCUCUACAACAGGAGGUUUUAGUCGUAAUGGUGGCUGGAGACGUCAACACCGCCAACAUGUUGUUCGGCGCCUCAAUGCACCCGAUACAGCUCAAAUUCUGGAGCCAGUUCGCGGCCCAUCCAAGGCCGGCGAUACCAUAACCAACUAUACUAUUGCCGAUGUCGAUCGCAGAGCGCUGAAGAACCUCAUAGACGUGCAGUUCUCGCACAUCGGUCAAUGCGACCCCGGCGACUGCGACGCCCAACAAGAAUUCUUCAAGGUAACCGAGCGUGUCGACGGCCAAGACGCAUGGUACUACAAGCACCUCCUGGACAUGGACGGCAACGCCUUCUCCGGCCGCUUCUACAGCUUCCUCAAAAGCAAAAGCCUCACGUAUAAAAUGGCCCUCUUCCGCGAAUGGCACGCCGAAUGGCUCAAACCAUGGGUCCACUACAUCCCCCUCAGUCUCCGUGGUGACGAGCAUCUCGAUCUUGUCCGCUGGUUCAGCGGCACCAAAGUUUCUGAUAAAGAUGGAGAUGGGAAACUAGAUCAUAGCGAUGCCGAUGGUGGGAAAGCUGGGGGCAAUGGAGAUAGUGAAGGGGAGAAGAGGGCGAGAAGGAUUGCGAAGAGGAGUACAGAGUGGCAUGAUAAAGUGCUGAGGAAUGUGGAUUUUGAAGCGUGGUUUUUUAGGCUGCUGCUCGAGUAUGGGCGCGUGGUGGAUGAUAAGAGGGAGGAGAUUGGGUUUCCGGGGCCGUGA
Messenger RNA from Bipolaris oryzae ATCC 44560, 2970 nucleotides. RefSeq names its product glycosyltransferase family 90 protein. The transcript is spliced from 3 exons. The coding region runs from base 1 to 2970 and encodes 989 amino acids. Lineage: Eukaryota; Fungi; Ascomycota; Dothideomycetes; Pleosporales; Pleosporaceae. The record is from RefSeq and is a predicted model, not a curated record.